Argentina anserina (silverweed cinquefoil) is the source of this 3928-nucleotide messenger RNA. RefSeq lists its product as uncharacterized. The record is from RefSeq and is a predicted model, not a curated record. Gene Ontology annotation, molecular function: phosphatidylinositol binding. The coding region runs from base 340 to 3675 and encodes 1111 amino acids. The transcript is spliced from 15 exons. NCBI's taxonomy places the organism in Eukaryota, Viridiplantae, Streptophyta, Magnoliopsida, Rosales, Rosaceae.
AUUUCCAAAACCCAGAAAUCCAAAACACACAUUGACAGACGCAACCAGAUUAAAUCACCAUAUUCAUACACCCCAAACUGACACCCACACUCACAUACCAACACCAACGCAAAGCCAAACCCAAUUUCACAACCCCAAUACCUAACGGUCCUCCUCCCCUUUCAACCCAAACCCCCAGCUCUCUCUCUCUCUCUCUCUCUCUCAUUCCCAAUCCCCAACCUCCUCGAUCCUCGUAAUGCCCCGGGUCCGAUUCGUUCUGGGCAUCCGACCCGAUCGGAGGCGUGACCGGAGACACAGAAUUGCUUGAUUGAUUUGUUUUGGGUUGUUGCUCGAUUAGAGAUGAGUGCGCAGAGGCAGCUGGUGAAUGUCCGGGACCUUGUUGAGGAAGCCAAGAGGCGAAUUGUCUUCCUCGCUGUUUGCGUUGUUGGCUUGUCGUAUCUCAUGUCUUUGACGAGCUCCAAUGUUUUGGUCAACUUGCCUGCUGCUGCUUCCUUGAUAAUAAUCCUUCGUUACUUAUCUCUGGAUUAUGACAUGCGAAGAAAAACUGCACCGUACAAUAAUAGAUCACCCCCUGCAAAUAAUGCUCUCCAAAGCAAACCAGUUCCAAUGCCCAACACCGUUGGAAGGUCUGAGUGGAGAAGAAAAGUUAAUUCUCCUGUUGUUGAGGACGCUAUAGAAACCUUUACCAGGCAUCUAGUUUCUGAAUUUGUGACAGAUCUUUGGUAUUCUCGUCUAACACCAGAUAAACAAGGUCCAGAGGAACUUGUGUGCAUUGUUAACAGUGUUCUUGGGGAGCUUUCAGCACGCGUGAGGAAUAUAAAUCUAAUUGAUCUUCUCACAAGGGAUCUUAUCCAUCUCAUAUGCUCUCACUUGGAGCUUUUUCGCAUUACACAAGCAAAGAUUCCCAAGCAAAAAUUAGAAUUGCUGACUAUUGAGGAACGAGAUAUGGAAUUAAGACUUGUCCUUGAUGCUGAAAAUAAAUUGCACCCUGCUUUAUUUUCUGCUGAAGCUGAGCACAAGGUUUUGCAGCAUCUGAUGGAUGGCCUUAUUUCUUUCACAUUCAAGCGUGAAGAUUUGCAGUGCACUUUGUUCCGUUAUAUUGUUAGAGAGCUUCUUGCUUGUGCAGUAAUGCGGCCUGUCAUCAACUUGGCUAGUCCAAGGUUUAUCAAUGAAAGAAUUGAACAGUUGGUCAUAAAGAUGAACGAAUCUAGAGGUGUUACCAUGGUACAGGAGGAGUCUCAAUCCAAACAGGAGGAGUCAUCGAGGAUUUCACCUGAUCACUUGUCUAGGUACUUAGACCCUUCUGUUACGGGUAUUGAACUUGUGCAAUUGAAAAAUGGACAGUCCAGAACUUCUGCAGAUAGACCUGUAGCAGAAAAGGUGAAUGGAUCAAAAGACCCAUUGCUUUCGAUUGAUACUACAUCUUCUCGUCCAUGGAAUUCAUUGCGUAUGAAUACCCAAAGCAUCGAUGAAAAAGAUAUAGAACGGCAUAACUCAGGAGGAGAAUGGGGAGAUAUGUUAGAUCUGAUAUCCCGCAGAAAAACUCAAGCUCUUGCUCCUGAAAAUUUUGAAAAUAUGUGGGAAAAAGGGAGAAAUUACAAAAAGAAGGAAGGUGAAAAGGCGAUAACCGAGGAAGUCCCAAAUAGUUCUUCUGGAGGGAAGUCUUCUGCAGGGGACCAUACUAACGAAAAAUCUAAUUCUACCCAUAAGGAAAUUGUAUCCAAGCUCAAUCUUACCUCUCAGUCAGGAUCUACCAAUGAGGUUAAGGUUAACAACUCUCUCCGCCCAGAUGGUCAAAACAGAUCGAAUCACCCUCCAGUUGCUUCGUAUCAGGAAGAUGAUCAACAUAGUCCUACACGGUCGGUGGAGACUGACUCAGGAAGCAGUACUUCUUAUACUUAUGAGGAUGAAGAAAGUGACGGUGCAACUGGUCUUGAUUCUCCUGGAACUAAAGUUUGGGAUGGUCGAAGCAAUAGAGGCAUGACUGUACCUCACUUCCAUCACCCACUUGAGAAUUCUGGACGGCGUAGUGCAAAAAAGUCUGGUAAAGGGAAUCUGAAGUUUCAAAGGUCUAGGCAGAAAAGAUCUGCACCAAGCAAUAAGAAUAUGCAUCUUUGGCAAGAGGUUGAGAGAACAAGCUUCUUGUCUGGAGAUGGGCAGGACAUACUCAAAGCUCCUAAAGGGCAUACCCAUAUUGAGGACUCCAGUUAUGAUUCUGAAAAUGAAGAUGUUGGUAGAAUUAACAGUGGAUCAGCCACUUCUUCAUCUGCACCAUCUAUAUCUUUAAAUUCCCUGAAAACUUCGUUGGCAGUGGAUACUUUUUUCAAGUUGAAAUGUGAGGUAUUGGGAGCAAAUAUUGUAAAGAGUGGCUCAAAAACAUUUGCUGUAUAUUCCAUAUCUGUGACAGAUGCAAAUAAUAAUAGUUGGUCAAUCAAAAGAAGAUUUCGCCAUUUUGAGGAGCUGCAUCGGCGUUUAAAAGAAUUUCCUCAGUAUAACCUCCAUUUGCCACCAAAGCCUUUUUUGUCAAGUGGUUUGGAUUUACUUGUAGUUCAAGAAAGAUGUAAAUUACUUGACAAAUACAUAAAGGAGCUUAUGCAGCUUCCAUCAAUCUCAGGGUCCAUUGAAGUUUGGGACUUCUUAAGUGUCGACUCCCAGACUUAUUUGUUUACAAAUUCAUUUUCUAUAAUCGAAACACUGUCAGUUGGCCUAGAUGCUAAGCCAUCUGAAAAGAGUAAAAGGGUUUUGAAUUUCGGGACUGAUCCAUCUUCCUUUAAGAGUGAACAAAUUGGCAUUGGAAUGAAGGAUUCUACUUUACAAGUGAAGAAUAAUGCUGUUGGAGAUGGGCUAAGAUUAAAUGCAAAAGGUUCUUCUCCAGUCAAAAAUCCUGGUAAAGAUUUUGGAAAGCCAGUCAAUACUCCUACCACAUGUUCUAUCACUGGAGGACAAAAGCAGGCAUCUUCUCUCACGAACUCAGGAAAGACUUCAGAAGGAAGAGAGGAACAAGAAUCUGAAUUGGUCCUUGAUGCUGCUACAGACCCUACACUUCCUACCGAGUGGGUGCCUCCGAAUUUAAGUGUUCCAAUAUUAGAUUUGGUAGAUGUUCUUUUCCAACUCCAAGAUGGUGGAUGGAUCAGGCGUCAGGCUUUUUGGGUGGCCAAACAAAUACUACAACUAGGGAUGGGUGACGCUUUUGAUGAUUGGUUAAUUGAGAAAAUCCAGCUUUUGCGUAAGGGAUCUGUUGUUGCUUCUGGGAUUAGGCGGGUUGAGCAGAUACUCUGGCCUGAUGGAAUAUUUAUAAGCAAGCAUCCAAAGCGAAGACCACAGCCAUCUACAAAUUUACCACAAAAUUCACCUCAGGGCCAGAGACCUUCAGAAAUUUCAUCACCUAGACUUAAUGAGCAGCAGCAACAGGACGCUGAUCGACGUGCACAGUUUGUUUAUGAAUUAAUGAUUGAUAAUGCACCGUCUGCUAUUGUCAGUCUUGUUGGUACCAAGGAGUAUGACAAAUGUGCCAAGGAUCUCUAUUACUUUCUUCAGUCAUCUGCUUGCUUAAAGCAGCUAGCUUAUGACCUCAUUGAGCUACUGCUUUCAUCUGCAUUUCCAGAGCUGGAAUAUGUAUUUAAGGAGGUGCAUGAAGAAAAACACAAAUUUGGUGAGUUCAAAGCACAAUACUGAUUGGGGUUUAGUUCAGUUUUUGAGACAAAAUACAAGUCUGAAUCUGCUUUGUAUGACAACAUGAUUCUGUUGUCUGCAUAGUUCAUUUUGAAAUGGUUUCAUACGUUACAUCUGUAAUGGCCACUAAAGAAUCUAUCCUCUUUUUUUUUUUUCUUUCAUUUGAAUUUUGUAAGUGCACUUUAGUUAGCAUCUUGAGGAAAUUCAAUGUAAAUCUUCAGAUUGGUAAUUUUAAUACAAAUCUUCUCUUUUUGCC